This is a messenger RNA of Trypanosoma theileri, 2748 nucleotides long. RefSeq lists its product as uncharacterized. The transcript has a single exon. Bases 1 to 2748 code for a protein of 915 amino acids. The record is from RefSeq and is a predicted model, not a curated record. NCBI's taxonomy places the organism in Eukaryota, Euglenozoa, Kinetoplastea, Trypanosomatida, Trypanosomatidae.
AUGGAUCAACAGUUAAACAAUGGAACUACUCAGGCGAAAGGGGCAUCGCAGAAAAGUCCCACUGAGCCUCCCACACUUCGAGCCCGCCGGUUUCCCACUCCACGGGCGCGGUCCACCACAUCUCCGCAGUUAAGCCGCCGCCCAACAGAAGUCCCUGAAAUUGCAUUUCGCAACAGCGCAGAGUCCAUUAGCGAUCCGGUUGUGAGUGUACUCUUAUCCACUCCAGGCGCUCAUUCAUCCCCGGUGGAUCCCUUCAUGACAGUUAUUUAUCCAGGAAAGAUGGGAGGUAGUGAAGAGAUAGAAGCAGAGGGGGAAUCGGAAUCACUGCGUGCACGUGAUAAUUUGGGAAGAACGCAGGUGCGGGUGGAAGGAUACUUUUAUGAUGAUGGGGAUGAUGAUGCUAUUGGUGCGUUAAUUCCAAAUGAUCUUCCUCGUAGUACUAUUCUAUAUGUACUAACAGCAUCUGAAGGACGAGAUAAGUUAUUUAAAUGUCUUCAGUAUGGAUUACAAGUAAUGAUAUGUUUUCUUAAACGACCAGGACUUUUCUCACCAGAGUCACAAGGUCUAGCGGAUUAUUGGGCUGAACGUUUUUUACGUAAUAGCAAUACUAUUCGACAUGGUCGUGGAUUAUUUAAAGUAGGUCGUUGGUUAUUAAAUUUAUUCUUUCUUGAGGAAAUCUAUGAUCGACUUUCUUUAAAACAUGGUAAUCAGGUACGAGGGUUUUUAAAUAAAGUUCGAGCAUUCCUUGCUCGUUUUCCAUUUUUUCCUGGUACAGGUUCUUUACUAGAGUAUGGAAAGAAAAAGAAACCCAUAUCUAGUAGUCGAAAUAGUUUUGAUGAUAAAGAAUCUAGUAAUAUAGAUUCUUUGGUAACUGAUGAUAUGUUUUCAUGUAUAGCCCGUGUGGAACACCCAUGGGGUUAUCCCACGAUUCCUUGCCCAAUGUCUAUAGGAGGACGAGAUAAUGUUAAGAGAAAUGAAAAUGAAAAUAAUGCGAUAGAACCAGAUGCGGCACGUCGUUUCUACUUGAAGGAAAGGAUUAUGAAUAAUAAUAAUGAUUUUCAAGAAAUAACUCAUAAACAAUUACAACAACCUUUAAAUGAUGAGAAGGAAGGAGUAGAUAAUGAACAUCAUGAGAGUUCACCUACGCAUCCGUGUACAGAUAUACCAGACUAUGCCGCACAUGAUACCUUAUCAUCUCCACCAUCUAUUCAAUCUACUUUACCUGCAUCUUUUCUUAUGGAUGGUGGACGAAAUCGUGCCGCACGAGAAUCAUUACUUCCUUCUAAAACACUUCUUCAACCUUUACGUGCCACUAACAUGGAUGAGGAGGAUCAUGUAAACAAUAGUAAUGAUAACAAAACUAUACAUAUAGAUGGUACUCCUUCUAUGAAACCAAUGAUGAAGAUGGAAGGUAGAAAUGAUAGUGGUUUAUGUCAUCCAUUGGAAACGAAUGCUUCAUCUUUUCCUGGUUAUCUUUCAUCCUAUCAAACUUUACCAUAUGAACCUCGUUUAGGAGAUGCUUUACCAGCUCCCCGAAAUUCUGGUAAUAAUCACACUGGAAAUAAAAUGCAUGCCGUUCGUAGUGCAGCUUCCCCUAUUAAUAUGGAAGAUGAAGAUUUUGAAUUCCCUAAUAGCAGGUAUAAUGGUAGUGAUAUUAAUUACUCCUCAAGUAGCGAUGAUGUACUCAAGGAAAAAGAAGGUUUAGUUAAUGGAAAUAUGCAAAGUUUACCAGCAGAAAUGGGAUAUCCAGAUCAUUGGAGAAAACGUGUUCUUCAAUUUAGUACACCUCUCAUGUUACUUUUAAGUGUACGCAGUGUUGCCACUAUAGGUAGACGAGUAUUACGUGAUAUCUUAUUACUAUCAUCAAAGCAAUUCUUAGAUCUUCUUUAUGUGGAAAAGAAUCGUCCUGUCCUUCAACGUCGUUCCAAUUGGCUUUGGUUAGCCGUUUCCGUUAUUGAUUUAAUCCUUAACACCAUCCGAUUAGUAGAUGAAGGUUGGUAUAAAUAUGCAACAGCCCGUCAUAGUCCCGCCUAUCAUUGUAAUUGCAAUACUAAUAAUGAUAGUGAAGAAGAUACAAUGAUUCGUUAUCGUGGUUUAGUGGCCCAACGAAAGACGAAUCUUGUCUUUCCUCCUGUGGAUCUUGACUUUGGCGCACCUAUUUGUUCCUCACCCGCCUACUUUGAGGCGGCAGAUCCUGUGCAUAUAACCCCAUCUUGUCGAAUUUGUGGUUGUUUGUUUGUGGAAACUCACGCAGGCGAAGGGGAGGGUUUAUCCUCAAGUCAAGAUGGAGAAGAAGAGGAACAUCAUCAACAUCAACUUGAACAGCGUCGACAGCAUAAACGACAAUAUUCAUACAAACACACAUCAUCUCGACGAAGUGGAAAAACAAAUGGCAAUCAUAAUAUCUCUAGUCCAUUCCGAGAUAUGGGUAGUUUCGGAAAUAAAGAGAAGGCAAACACCAUUGGUGAGACGGCGGAGGUGGCUAUUCUUUUCAUUCCUUGGUUAAUGCGGAAAUUAUUUAAUUACAUUUGGCUGCUGCGUGCCCAUUCCAACUGGACGGCGACAAUUCUUCUGCAGGUGCGUUACAUGGCGGAAGUCUUUCUUGCCUUUCAGUAUUGUUUUGGUGGGUAUGAGACUGGGAAGAAUGAUGCCUCGCUGGAGGAGAUUUUACACCCGUUUGGGGCGAUUGCUGGUUUGGUGAGUGCCGUGCUUGGACUGCAGCGCGCCGUGGAGAGUGCGCCAAAGUAG